AUGGUCAUGUUGAAGCUCCUGACGCUCCUGCUCGCCUACACCCUCAUCACCGGUCAGAUGUCCGGCUCACACGCGGCUCCGUCCAGAGCCACUUCAGAGUCCGCGUCAGACCGAGCCACGUUAACCAGCCCUGAAGCCCGGAGACUACUCGGGGCUCUCGUGCAGAGGCUCCUGCUGGUACACCCCUCCGAGGAGGAGGAGGAGGAGCGCGAGCACCUGGCAGCGCAGCAGAAAAGCAGCGGGGCGGCACAGAAGCGGGCGUGCAACACCUCCACGUGCGUUACCCACCGCCUGGCGGACUUCCUGAGCCGGUCCGGGGGGAUCGGCAGCAGCAGCUUCGUCCCGACCAACGUGGGCGCUGAUGCCUUCGGCAGACGGAGACGAUAA
This is a messenger RNA of Lampris incognitus (smalleye Pacific opah), 387 nucleotides long. It is a transcript of the gene calca, whose product is annotated as calcitonin/calcitonin-related polypeptide, alpha. The record is from RefSeq and is a predicted model, not a curated record. Gene Ontology annotation, molecular function: calcitonin receptor binding; hormone activity. Gene Ontology annotation, cellular component: extracellular region. The transcript is spliced from 3 exons. The coding region runs from base 1 to 387 and encodes 128 amino acids. Lineage: Eukaryota; Metazoa; Chordata; Actinopteri; Lampriformes; Lampridae.